GUGAAUCUGGUGACAAAACCCAAAUCAAUCGUUCGUUCGGAUUUGUCCGCUCUUUUUAGGGUUCUUCUAUCCCGUUUCCUUCUUCACUCUGAACUCUAAUAAUCGGAUCAGAUCCGGGCAUCGGUUAUAUUGAUAAGAUCUUCGGUUGACUUUUCACUUCAUCAGCAAAGUUUCAUGUCUGAACUCGACAUCCAAAUUCCUAGCGCCUUUGACCCGUUUGCAGAAGCAAAUGCUGAGGACUCUGGUGCUGGGUCGAAAGAAUACGUUCAUAUUCGUGUUCAACAGCGAAAUGGUCGGAAAAGUUUGACAACGGUUCAGGGACUUAAAAAGGAUUUCAGUUACAAUAAGAUUCUGAAGGACCUCAAGAAGGAGUUUUGCUGCAAUGGCACCGUCGUCCAGGAUCCCGAGCUAGGCCAGGUCAUUCAGCUCCAAGGUGAUCAGCGGAAGAACGUCUCGAGUUUUCUUACUCAGGCGGGGAUCGUGAAGAAGGAUCAUAUCAAGAUUCAUGGUUUCUAAGCUCUCGAGUUGUGUACACGAUACUUGUAGACUUCUUCUAUAUUGUCUGUGAAACUUUAAUAGCAUAUGGUUUAUGUUGCAUGUUGACUGUUAUUGACAUUAGGUAUUUUAGUAGUAUUGGUCAUGUUAACCAUUCAAAUAAAGAACGAUGUCGUUUGCCUCACUUGCUAUUUAUUAUUUCCAACCUACUUUUUGC
Cynara cardunculus var. scolymus (artichoke) is the source of this 712-nucleotide messenger RNA. RefSeq names its product protein translation factor SUI1 homolog. Bases 175 to 516 code for a protein of 113 amino acids. Lineage: Eukaryota; Viridiplantae; Streptophyta; Magnoliopsida; Asterales; Asteraceae. The transcript has 5 exons. Gene Ontology annotation, molecular function: translation initiation factor activity; RNA binding. The record is from RefSeq and is a predicted model, not a curated record. Gene Ontology annotation, biological process: translational initiation.